Thermochaetoides thermophila DSM 1495 is the source of this 762-nucleotide messenger RNA. RefSeq names its product N-acetyltransferase-like protein. The record is from RefSeq and is a predicted model, not a curated record. The transcript is spliced from 2 exons. Bases 1 to 762 code for a protein of 253 amino acids. Lineage: Eukaryota; Fungi; Ascomycota; Sordariomycetes; Sordariales; Chaetomiaceae.
AUGACGACGAAUCCGCGGAUCCGGGUCCGGGACGCCACCCCGGCCGAUGCCCCGAUUAUCACCGAGAUCCACUACAAGGCUUUUGCCCACGGCAUCAUGGACCAGCUCAUGUAUCCCAACGGCGUAACUGAAGACAACCGUGCAAAGUUCGCCGCCCGGCUGUUCCCUCCACCACGCAGCGAAGACGAGAAGGCGAAGAAGGGCGAGAACAUGGUUUGGGUGGCUGAGUAUGUCCCUGACGACGGGCCGGCCGAGAUUGUUGCCUUCUCAAGAUGGACACUCUACCGCCAGCCGAGACCAGAGGAAGUGUGGAAGGUUGAUGCCGCGUACAAACCAACCCUCGAAAUGUUUGGACAGGGUGCAAACAUCGAGGUUAUUGAUACUUUUGUUGGCGAGAUGCGCCGAAUGUCAGAGAGAGCUGCCAAAGGUGAAGCAAUGUUGUUCCUUGGCAUUCUGGCCUGUCUUCCUGAGCGCCAGCGUCUAGGGGCUGGUUCGGCUCUGCUGCGCCGUGGUGUUGAGUUAGCCGAUAGCUUGGGUCUCCCUAUGAGGCUGGAGGCGUCUCCUGAGGGCUAUGGGCUGUACAAGAAGUUCGGCUUCGAAGCAUAUGACGUGCUAGAUACGAAGGUCACUGAAACAUGGGGACCGGUGCAACCGGAGGGAAGCAACUGGGGGAAUAACAAUGCAGCUGAGCUUUUCGGUCAGGCCCCUAAGGGUGUUUUGCGGACCGUUCUUAUGAAGCGACCUGUGAAAGUCUCCAACUAG